CUUCAUGUGGUUCAUCAAUACAGUUUAGUGUCCACAGUGAACAGGGCGAGGCAGUCAACACACUGCUGGGUGAGCCAUCAGUCGCACUUAGGAUCCUUACAAGACAGAGCAGUUUCUUAGGAUGGAGGCCUCAAUGGAAAAUAUGUCAGCCCUUGAGAGCGGCAUGAUCGCUAUCAUCCAAAUUUUUCACAAAUACUCGGGUCACAAGUGCAACCUGAAGAAAGCAGAACUGAAGGAGCUCAUCAACAAUGAGAUGAAUCAUUUCAUUAUGAAAAUCCAAGAGAAAGAAACCCUUGACGAGCUCUUUGCCGAUCUCGACCAGAACGGAGACCUGGAGAUUGACUUCAAAGAGUUCAUCACCCUCAUUGCUAUGGUGACCUCAGCCUGCCAUGAACUCCAUCCCAAAGCCACAUAACUAUUAGUUUGCAUGUAGACACAUUACAUUAUAAGAAAAUGGAGGACUCACAGGAAGAAAAUGUCCAUCAAACAACUUUAGCAAUGGAUCUUUAUUAGAUUGUUGACAUGUAAAUGUGAAAAGAAACAUAUACUAGUAAAGGUGAUCCCAAUAAAGUAACCAUAGAGUGUU
Molecule: messenger RNA, 586 nt
Organism: Labrus mixtus (cuckoo wrasse)
Lineage: Eukaryota; Metazoa; Chordata; Actinopteri; Labriformes; Labridae
Product: protein S100-B-like
Exons: 3
Coding region: 122-415 (97 amino acids)
Biological process (GO): positive regulation of canonical NF-kappaB signal transduction; positive regulation of cell population proliferation
Cellular component (GO): cytoplasm; nucleus
Molecular function (GO): transition metal ion binding; calcium ion binding; S100 protein binding
Source: RefSeq, a predicted model, not a curated record